AUGGACGACAGUUGGGAGCCCCGCACUGUGCUGGUUGCGGACGUGCCGGACUGCGUGGCGCCGUACAAGGCGACUCUAGGUGCCGUGCCUAGCUUCGUAGAGACGCCGACGGUAGCAGCCGAUGAGAUGCUCUUCAACGUCGGAGAGGGGAUGGUCUCUGACAUAGCGCUGCCACUCGCCUUCGUAUGGUCGCGGCAGGCUGAAACCGCGACACUUCGGACAGCCUUCAAGGUAAUGCACGUAACAGCAGUGCCGGUCCGCCGCCCACGACAGCUCGCAGAGUCGCGCCGCCAGAAGUCCGACCGCCAUGCGUUCAUGCGUGGCCUCACGAGCCGCGAUGGUCUUGCGGAAGACAGGACGCUGGCGUACCCGCUGCCAGCGUCGGAUCCCGCGCUGCUUCUUUUCCCGGGUCCAUCCUGCUCCCCGCGCUGCAAGUUCCCGACUGCCGUUACCUCCGACGCCUCCACUAUUCUUCAAGUUUGA
This is a messenger RNA of Phytophthora nicotianae INRA-310, 483 nucleotides long. RefSeq lists its product as hypothetical. NCBI's taxonomy places the organism in Eukaryota, Oomycota, Peronosporomycetes, Peronosporales, Peronosporaceae. The record is from RefSeq and is a predicted model, not a curated record. The transcript is spliced from 2 exons. Bases 1 to 483 code for a protein of 160 amino acids.